Myxocyprinus asiaticus (Chinese sucker) is the source of this 3584-nucleotide messenger RNA. RefSeq names its product pregnancy up-regulated nonubiquitous CaM kinase (gene pnck). Gene Ontology annotation, cellular component: intracellular anatomical structure. NCBI's taxonomy places the organism in Eukaryota, Metazoa, Chordata, Actinopteri, Cypriniformes, Catostomidae. Bases 233 to 1237 code for a protein of 334 amino acids. Gene Ontology annotation, biological process: peptidyl-serine phosphorylation. The transcript is spliced from 12 exons. The record is from RefSeq and is a predicted model, not a curated record. Gene Ontology annotation, molecular function: calcium/calmodulin-dependent protein kinase activity; ATP binding; calmodulin binding.
UUUCUCUUUUGUCCUUCGUCUUCUAUCUUUUCAAAAGACAGCUCUCCGUUCUAAAGGGGAGUGUGGGCAUUCAAGGCCAUCACUCCAAAAUGAAUGUGAUUUUCAAUUAAAAAGAGAAGCUUGGGAGUUUAGUGAUGAUAACAGCAAUGGGAAACUGAACUGUUAAGGACCAAAGAGAGAUUUCCAGCUUUUCACAGCAGCAAUUAGCAGUUCGCACUUACCCAGCUUCAGGAUGCCUCUUUUGAGAGACCCUCGGAAAAAAGCUGAUGACAUCAAUGCUGUUUAUGAGCUGAAAGAGAAAUUGGGAGAGGGCUCCUUCUCUGAGGUUCGAGUGGCUGAGCACAGAUGCACCCAGAAGCUUGUAGCUGUCAAAUGCAUCCACAAAAGGGUGCUAAAGGGUAAAGAAUCCAUGCUGGAGAAUGAGAUCGCAGUGUUACGCAGAGUAAACCAUGAAAAUAUUGUUUCUUUGGAGGAAACCUUUGAGACCCCUACAAAACUGUAUUUGGUAAUGACACUGUUGACUGGUGGAGAGCUACUGGACAGAAUUCUGGAGAGAGGCAGUUACACAGAGAAAGAUGCAAGUCGGGUCAUUUAUCAGGUGCUGCAGGCGGUGAAGUACCUCCAUCACCUGGGCAUCGUCCAUCGGGAUCUAAAGCCAGAGAACUUACUGUAUGAGACUCCUUUAGAAGACUCCAAGAUUGUCAUCAGUGACUUUGGUCUGUCUAAAAUGGAAGAGCAGGGAGCCCUGUCCACCGCUUGUGGAACACCGGCAUAUGUUGCCCCUGAACUUCUUCAGCAGAAAACAUAUGGUAAAGGGGUGGAUCUCUGGGCCGUUGGAGUGAUCACGUUCAUUCUACUUUGUGGUUAUCCGCCAUUCUAUGAUGAUAACGACACACAACUCUACAAGCUGAUCAUAAAGGCUGAAUAUGAAUUUGAUUCACCAUACUGGGAUGAUAUCUCAGAUUCAGUGAAAGACUUCAUAGUUCACUUACUGCAGAAGGAUCCGGAGAAGAGGUUCAAUUGUGACCAGGCCUUGCAGCAUCCUUGGAUAUCAGGGGGUGCGGCUCUGGACAAGAACAUCCAUGGCUCAGUGUCAGCACAGAUUCAGAAGAACUUUGCCAAGAGUCAGUGGAAGAGAGCAUUUAACGCCACGAUCAUCGUACGCCGUUUAACGAAGAAAACACACUUUGGGGAGGACGAUGAAGGGGAUAACUCCACAAGUACAGGGACCAUAUGAUGAUCCACUAGCAGUUAACCCAGCCUCUUUUAACACGUCGACAAGUCUGACAGCAUGUGUGUCAAUGGUCACUAUGUUUAAAAGGGUUGAUGUAGACGCUAUCUGCUGCUAUGUUUGAAAUGUAGAUGUGCUUUAUAUGAAACGGUAUCAGAAAUCACUUUGCCUUAGCUUCUGCUGCUACACAUCACUGGACAGCUGCUGUACAAAUAUUCUUCCUCCACAACUGUUGUUAAAAUAAGUGUUCUGGUGCCCAUGUACCUUACUUGUAUUCAGCUGUAAGUAGUCACUUCAAGGUGUAGUACCUUUACAAGGACACAUAUGACUCAUAGAAUGAGUAAUAAAUAGUUAGUUUGUUUUUUUCUUUUCUUUUUCUUUCUUUCUUUCUUUUUUUUUUUCUGCAGUACAUUGUGAAAUAAAUGAACCAGCCUGUCUUCUAUGCUGUGCUGUGGUUGGAUACAGCCAAAGGAAAAGAAUUGGUUUCUGAAUGGUCACAGUAAAUGUUUAAGAGUUUUUCCAAUGACUGAUUCUUAAACUAUUACUCCCCCAUCCUAAAUAUGAGGUUAAUGCCUUGUAAAGUACCAACAGUUUUUAUCGUUGCUAACCUUAAAAUGCUUUAUUAGUUCGACCUUGUCACAGUAAAUUUGGAAUUUUUGAGUAAACUAUGGUCGUUUCACUUUUUCCAUGUGUCUUGUAAUUAAUCAAACAUUAAAAAAUGAAAUAAUAAAAAAAAUAACCCAUGACAUUUCUUUUUGAGGAAAUGUGUUGUGAGCCAAGGCUGUGACAUUGAAAAUGUUUUGGGAUUGAUUGUUAUUUGGUUGAAAGCUAAAUUUAGGUAAAAUUGGAUUUUAUUCCCCUUUAUAUAACCCAUUGAAAUGUAAUAUGGAUGAAUGCGGACACUGUCUGAUAUUAUGAUAAAAAAAAAAAAAAACAUAUAAAAUGUCUUAUUUUAAUGUUUCUUUUGCAUUAUAUACUAAACGGUGUUGUUGUUUGAAUGAGCAGUUAUAUGUAGGCACUGUAGGUCUCUUUUUAACAGUUAAAGGGGCGGUCACACUACACUCCAUGUUCCAUUCACCCCCAUUCAAACACAUCUGAACGCAGAAGAGCAGAAACUCAUGCUCAUGCGAAGAAAUUUCGUACUACACUGCGUACCAAAGUUCAAACUUGGUGAACUCUGAACCGUGAAUUCGUCCGACGACAGGACGCGCGACCAAUAGGAAACUGAAACUUCACGCUGACCUCUUAUUCAUAUUUCAAAGCGGCGAGAUUUAUUGUUGCAGGAAAGUGAGUAAACAUUAUAUUUUAACACUUUUAAUAUAAUAUUAUUUGUUUUUUGUGAUGUAUUAUUUAAUUACAGCAGAAGUCCUCCCGCCUGACAUCAUAUCCUGGUCCGUUGCGUAGUACGAAAAAAAAUUGUGCGUGCUCAAAGCCUAGUGUGAACGCCCCUUUUAUGCAAGACGCAGAUUUCCAGACAUAACAAAUUUCUCCCUUACUGUAUUUAAUGGUCAUUAUUGAUAUAUACUCAUGCUAUAUAUAAUACUUAUUAAUAUUAUUUGAAUAGGUACACCACUAAUCUAAACUGAGGUCAUGCAUGCAUGCAAAAAAAUUAAAAAUAAUAAAAAAUAAAAAGCAGGCAUAGCAAACUCUAUUUCAUUAAAAAAAAAAAAAGUAACAUAUUUCAUGUUUUGUUUAAACCUGGAUUGAUCUCUAAACUUUCUCAACAUUUUCAGCACAAGUGAUGUAUACAGUACGGUCACAAAAUUGUUGGCCAGCGUCAGUGUAAUAUUAUUUGGCAAAGAGGCUCAAGCAUGACCUAAUUAUUGGACGAAUGGAAGGUAAUUAGUGAUUAAUGUUUUAUUGAUGUUUAAAAAGAUCAUCCACUCAGCAUGAUUUAUUAUACAGGUGAAACAGACAUAGAAAUAACACAAUCAAAUGUUAAGAAUAUGAAAGGAUCAACCUCGGCAUGCCAAACUGGUGAGUCCAAAGGGAGUACACAAUUAUGUUUGAUCACACUCCUUUCACGUCACGGUAAUUACAGUUUUGAAUUCUUAAUUUAGUUUUCAUUUCUAUUUUAUUUUCACUUUGUCAUUUCAAUUUAGUUUGAUUUUUGUUAGUCACUCUAUGAUUUAAUUUUUGUUAUUUUCCAGUAUUUUCUAGCUUUAGUUUGUCAGUAUAUUUAAUUUUUAUUUCAGAUGUAGUCAUAGUAUUUUUUCACUUUCAAAGUUAUGUUAACUGAUAUCAUUUAAAUAUGUUUAAUGCUGUUAAAUUACGUGUAUGCAAAGUCUAUCUUUUCAAUGACAGACUUAUCACCGUAGUGAUUUUCACAAAUGUUUUUGCCUAAAUAAUGAUG